Molecule: messenger RNA, 1841 nt
Organism: Solea senegalensis (Senegalese sole)
Lineage: Eukaryota; Metazoa; Chordata; Actinopteri; Pleuronectiformes; Soleidae
Product: myb-related protein B-like
Exons: 14
Coding region: 81-1487 (468 amino acids)
Biological process (GO): regulation of DNA-templated transcription
Cellular component (GO): nucleus
Molecular function (GO): RNA polymerase II cis-regulatory region sequence-specific DNA binding; DNA-binding transcription factor activity, RNA polymerase II-specific
Source: RefSeq, a predicted model, not a curated record
ACUGCAGAGCGGUCCUAUCAGAGCACACUGUGAGCUCAGCUCCUCCUAACGUACGUCCUCCUCCUCCCGAAGUGUUUAUAAUGAGCAGCAGAAACUGCAGACCAUGGGCAAAGAGUCAAUGUUCACGACUAAGAAGACGAGUGACCAGAGGACGAACUCAGAAGAAAUGGACAAGAGACGAGGAUGAAAAGCUUCUGAGGUUGUUGGAUGAGUUUGGAUCAAACAGCUGGCCAUCAGUGUCUCUUCACUUCAAGGGUCAAAGGUCAGAGGUAGAGUGUAGGCAGCGGUGGCAGGAGAUGAAGAACCCAGAGCUUGUCAAAGGUCCAUGGACUCCAGAGGAGGAUGAGAAGGAAGAGUUUGUGAUGUCACCUCCCGUGCAGGUGAUGGGAUUGGUCCAGAAGUAUGGCGUCAAGCGCUGGUCGCUCAUUGCCAAACACGUACAGAGUCGGAAUGGGAAGCAGUGUCGUGAGCGCUGGCACAACCAUCUGAACCCGGAGGUGAAGAAGAGCAGCUGGACACCAGAGGAAGACCUGGUCAUCUGUCAGGCCCACGGCAUUCUGGGAAACCGCUGGGCUGAAAUCGCCAAGCAGCUGCCCGGCAGGACUGAUAACUCCGUCAAAAACCACUGGAACUCCACCCUGAAGAGGCAGGUAGAGCAGCAGGGACACCUGCAGGCCUUGCAUCGUCACAACACCUCACUCACUGCGUCUUCCAUCCCCAUCUCUUGUGGUGGUUCCACCAGCUCAACUCUCGUCCCCGCCCAGGCCAUCAGUGCGUCCAGUGUGUCCAGCGUGUCCAGCGUGUCCAGCGUGUCCAGUGUAAAGGACGAGUCCUUAGAGCAGAUUGCGUGUAGCAGCCACACCUUUACAUGUCACACCUGUGGCCCCGCCUCCUCCUCUAUGUCCUUGUCCUCCUGCUCCUCAGGCUCCUCUCUGAGCAUGUGUGAACUGACAGCACCCGUAGAGUCCACGGCAGAGAAAUUGUGGAACUACCGCACACAGGAAGUGACAUCAUCCCUGUGCCGAGAGUACGCCACACCAUCCACGUCUGACCCGAGUGGGAGCUACGCGGCAGGUGUGACCGAAAGGGGCGGGGCCUCAACCUCGUCCAGCAGGAGCAGCCCGAUGGUCCUGAGCUUCUCACCGUCCGAGUUUCUUUAUCUUUGUGACGUUGAUGACAUGAAUUUGGAGCAUGUGGUGCUUAGCUCCACCCCCGCCUCCACCUCCGUCUCUCUGUGCUGCAGCCACGACGUGGACACACUGGACGCUGACAUCAGUGAGACCAUCAGAUGUUUGUGGGCGUCAGCUCCACAAACACCGACGCCGCUGAAGAUCAGCAGUGAGGACGAGGUUCAGGACGACUGUCUUCUUAGCUCCAUGUCAAAGGUCAUGACUCGGCAGGUCAUGACUCAGCAGGUCCAGGACUCGGUCCUCAGCUGUUUUGCACUGAACGGCCAGGCUCCGCCCUCAUCGUCGUCCUGCUGCUGAGUCGCCCUGGAAGCGAUGAGUCAGCAGUCCUCUGUUGGAUCAACUGUUUUAUUGAUUGAUUGAUUUUAAAAAACCUUUUUAACUUUAUUUAUUUCACCUGGUUCACUUUGUGACGCGUUUGUUUUAUUGAUGGCGCCCUCUGUCUGUCGGAGGACGUAAAGGUCAUGUUGGCUUAGCAUUAGCCUCAGGAGUGUCUUGGCUGGUGUGACUAACACACACGUUAUCGUCAUGGAAACUCAUGUUUAUUUAAACACACAUUUGCUGUGAUUGAUGAGUUUUAUUGUUGUGUCGCCCUCUGUCUGUCAGACCUUUAUUUGUGCUGUAAAACUUUAUUUAAAUAAAGAUGUGAGUGGA